Periophthalmus magnuspinnatus is the source of this 2738-nucleotide messenger RNA. RefSeq names its product solute carrier family 40 protein member 1. Gene Ontology annotation, biological process: iron ion transmembrane transport. Gene Ontology annotation, molecular function: iron ion transmembrane transporter activity. The transcript is spliced from 9 exons. Gene Ontology annotation, cellular component: membrane. The coding region runs from base 304 to 2001 and encodes 565 amino acids. The record is from RefSeq and is a predicted model, not a curated record. NCBI's taxonomy places the organism in Eukaryota, Metazoa, Chordata, Actinopteri, Gobiiformes, Gobiidae.
CAGUUUUGCUUUUUGUGGCAUGAGUGAACGCGGAUAUUGUCUGUCCAGGAUCACGUGCUUUGGAAUAUGCUGGCUGCCUUUGUUUUCCCGCUGCAUGUUCUGCUUUUCUGGCGUUUUCAUACAAUGGUGCACCUCAACACUGAACACUGAAUUCCAGCCUUUAGGAAACAGCAACAUCCCAAACUAGGAUACAUGGAUACAGUGUCUAAAGCCAAAAGGAUUGAUUAAAUAUCAGCGCAAAGAAAGCAAUGUCACACCGAGCAGAGGAAUCUGCAUGUGGACGGGGUGUGAUGGAGUUUGAAAAUGAUCAAUCAAAAAGAGAAAAAAAAAGGCAGCAGUAUAUCAGGUUCCGCUCUUAUUUACCUCAAAGGUCCUAAAUUUCUCAUCUAUGUCAGUGGAGCACUAUCUAUGUGGGGCGAUCGCAUGUGGCAUUUUGCGAUCUCAGUCUUUCUGAUUGAGCUGUACGGCCGAAACCUGCUCCUGACUGCAGUGUUUGGACUGGUGCUGGCUGGAUCAGUGCUUCUACUUGGUGCUCUGAUUGGUGACUGGGUCGACCGCAAUCCCAGGAAUAAAGUUGCGCAUGCAUCACUCUUUAUCCAGAACAUCUCUGUGACUGUCUGUAGCAUUGUUCUCAUGUUGGUGUUCUCCUAUAAGAACUGGAUUGAGCAGAUCUGGGAUGGAUGGCUCACUGUGGUUUGUUACACGGUGGUGAUCGUCCUGGCAGAUGUGGCAAAUCUUGCAAGUACCGCUCUGACCAUUGCCAUUCAGAGGGACUGGAUUGUUGUAAUCACAGGGUACAACCGCGGUCACUUAGCUGGGAUGAAUGCCACCAUGAGGAGGAUUGAUCAGGUGACCAACAUCCUGGCCCCCCUGGCAGUGGGGCAGGUCAUGACCCUGGCCUCUAAUGUGGUGGGCUGUGGCUUCAUCCUGGGCUGGAACUUGGUGUCUCUCAUUGUGGAAUUUUUCUUCUUGUCAAGAGUGUAUCGAAUUGUGCCAGCACUUUCAAUCAAACCACCGACUGAGGAGGUAGAUAUGGCUUAUCUGCAGAGCAGAGAAAGAAGGUCACAAGCGCAAGAGAAUGGGACUCUAUCUCCACCUCCGACAGAGGAGCCCAGUAACACUGGUCUGAAACAUCCCAGAGAGUUUUCUUUGGGUUUACGCAGACUGCAGUGCCUUGUGAGCACCUGUAAGGAUGGCUGGAGCUCUUACUACCGCCAGCCUGUGUUCCUGGCUGGUAUGGGCCUAGCCUUUCUCUACACCACAGUACUGGGCUUUGAUUGCAUCACUACAGGCUACGCCUAUACUCAGGGCAUAAGUGGCUCCUUGCUCAGUAUUCUGAUGGGCGUGUCGGCGAUCACCGGUCUCAUGGGGACUGUGCUGUUCACCAGACUGAGGAAGUCCUUUGGACUGGUCAACACCGGGAUCAUAUCCAGCUGUCUACACCUGGGCUGCUUGUUGCUCUGCGUCAGCUCCGUCUUUGCUCCAGGCAGUCCCAUGGACACAAGUCUUCUGAGGCCAUUCACUGACUCCAACUCCUCUGAGCUGGGAGGAAUGCCAAGCCAGAGUCAAAAACACACAUACCCUCUGAGAGGCGGAGCUAACCAGCCGCUGUUACCAGACCGCUCCUCCAUCCACUGGACCAACAACACUGUGCUCUUCGACAAUGUGCCCACUGGCACUGAACCUGAGUCGUACAUCUCUAUUAUUCUGUUGUUUCUAGGUGUCAUUACAGCACGUAUAGGUCUGUGGUCCUUUGACCUGACAGUGACGCAGCUGCUGCAGGAGAACAUCUCGGAAUCCGAGCGUGGGGUGGUUAAUGGGGUCCAGAGCUCCAUGAACUACCUGAUGGAUCUGCUUCACUUCAUCAUGGUCAUCUCUGCUCCACAGCCGCAGCACUUUGGAUACCUAGUCAUCAUUUCUGUGUUAUUCAUUGCCACGGGACAUACUAUGUACUUCAUGUACGCUCACAAAACCAAGAGAAAACAUCGAUUAGACACAUAAAAAUCAGUGUACAUGUGUUACACAUGUAGACAAACAGGGCUACCAGCACUGACUCAACUUGACGCCUGUGAAAUGAAUGUCUCUCUCCAUGUCUUUCAGCAUCCACUUGUGACAUAGUCAUUCAUUUAAGCACAUCUCAGCAAACGUGUAUCCCAACUCAGCUGCUUAUAACUCAGGUAAAGAAGAGCGGGAUAGCCUCUCCCUCUGGGCAAGCCAUGCUAAUAAGAGGCACAACAGGGCAGAUAUGGCAAACUACAGAAACCUACAAACGUUCAUGUUGGUGUCUAAAGCGGAGAAGAUACACAGAACUUUCAGUUCAAACUACUGUUUUGUGAAGACAACAUAGAUGUUACUGAUCCGUCCACUUGGAAAUAUUCCAGGAUGUCCUAAAGGAACAUAAAGGGAACUUGACAAAAGACUGUUACGUUCUUCAGCUCUCUUUAAUGAACAUGAGUGAAAGUGUUCCCCUGGUUUGUUUCUCUGUGGAUGAAUCAAACAUUCAGAGUACAUUAUUUUCAUUCACUUAUAGAGUGCUAGUAGUGGUUUUUGAUGACUUUCUAUCUGGUUGUAUUUUCAGAGUUGAUACAUGUAUUGUAUUGUAUUCCUCUAACAGCAGCAGUCCCACUUUUUCUGUUCUUUUGUUGGGUUAAACAGUUCACCUUAACUAGUGAACAGCUUCAUAAAAAUAACAAGGGCUUUUUCAAUUUUAACCAAUAUCUUGUUCAUUUUGUACUAGA